Mercurialis annua (annual mercury) is the source of this 3209-nucleotide messenger RNA. Its product is annotated as potassium transporter 7. The coding region runs from base 214 to 2802 and encodes 862 amino acids. The record is from RefSeq and is a predicted model, not a curated record. Gene Ontology annotation, biological process: potassium ion transmembrane transport. Gene Ontology annotation, molecular function: potassium ion transmembrane transporter activity. The transcript has 10 exons. NCBI's taxonomy places the organism in Eukaryota, Viridiplantae, Streptophyta, Magnoliopsida, Malpighiales, Euphorbiaceae. Gene Ontology annotation, cellular component: plant-type vacuole; vacuolar membrane.
GCAGCACACAAUAUUGCUCAGUUAAGCGCUCUCUUUAGCAGCCUUCUAUUUUUGUUUUCUUUUCUCUGUUAAUCACGUGAUCUCCAAAUUUCCCUUUAUUUCUUUUCUGUUAUUCCCUUUGUAAAGCGCACAAAAUCCUAAAUAAUUACAGAACUUCAAAAGUCAAUUAAUUAGCAAAACCUAGAUUUCGAUAUUGAUUUGGAUUAAAUUCCAAUGGCGGAGAGUGGCAGCGGUAGCAUAGGAGGUGGAUCAACAUCGGAAACAACCAACGGAAGAUUAGCCUCAAUGGACUCCAUAGAAUCCCGCUGGGUUUUCCAAGACGACGAUGAUUCUAUUUUAGACGACGAUGACGACGACGAUGACGACGAUAAUCAUUCAGCAGCGGCUGAUCAUCGUCUCCGUACAGGUCUCGUGGAUUCUGAAGAUGAGGAUGAUAAUGAUAAUGCUGAGCAGCGUCUGAUCCGAACUGGACCGCGCAUUGAUUCUUUUGAUGUUGAAGCUCUUGAAAUCCCUGGCGCUCAGCGUAACGAUUAUGAGGAUUUCACUUUGGGAAAGAAAAUUAUACUUGCUUGUCAGACUCUUGGUGUUGUAUUUGGUGAUGUUGGAACGAGUCCAUUAUAUACAUUUGAUGUGAUGUUUACUAAGGCACCUAUUACUGGAGAAGAAGAUGUUCUUGGUGCAUUGUCGCUCGUCCUCUAUACUUUAAUCUUGAUUCCUCUAAUUAAGUAUGUCCUUGUUGUUCUUUGGGCCAAUGACGAUGGUGAAGGUGGUACGUUUGCCUUGUACUCGCUGAUCUGUAGGCAUGCUAAGGUCAGUCUUCUCCCAAAUCAACUUCCUUCAGAUUCUCGUAUAUCAAGCUUUAGGCUCAAGGUACCGUCGCCUGAACUUGAGAGAUCCUUGAAAAUUAAAGAAAGACUUGAGACUUCACAAACUCUGAAAAAGAUGCUUCUGAUAUUAGUACUUGCUGGUACAGCUAUGGUUAUAGCUGAUGGAAUUGUUACACCAGCUAUGUCAGUUAUUUCAGCUGUUGGUGGACUAAAGGUUGGUGUGGCUGCAGUUGAACAAGAGCAGGUGGUGAUGAUUUCAGUUGCCUUUCUUGUAAUUUUGUUCAGUGUACAGAAGUUUGGAACAAGUAAAGUGGGACUUGCUGUUGGCCCUGCUUUGUUCAUAUGGUUUUGUUCUCUUGCCGGCAUGGGGAUAUACAACCUUGUCAAAUAUGACAGCAGCGUCUUCAGGGCAUUCAAUCCUGUUCAUAUCUAUUACUUCUUCAAGAAGAAUUCUACCAAGGCUUGGCAUGCCCUUGGAGGCUGCUUGCUUUGUGCAACAGGUUCCGAGGCAAUGUUCGCAGAUCUUUGCUACUUUUCUGUCAGAUCAAUUCAGCUUACCUUUGUAUUGCUCGUUCUGCCAUGCCUCAUGUUGGGUUAUUUGGGUCAAGCUGCAUAUCUUAUGGAACACCAUAGUGCAUCUGUAGCGGAGCAAGCAUUUUUCUCAUCGGUUCCAAGUGGUGCUUUCUGGCCUGUCUUCCUUAUUGCUAACAUAGCUGCACUGAUCGCCAGUCGAGCAAUGACAACAGCCACUUUUUCAUGUAUAAAACAAUCAACUGCACUUGGUUGUUUCCCUCGUCUUAAAAUUAUUCAUACAUCUCGAAAAUUCAUGGGCCAGAUCUAUAUCCCAGUCAUAAACUGGUUUUUGCUAGCAGUCUGCCUGGUGUUUGUCUGCUCUAUUUCAAGCAUUACAGAGAUGGGAAAUGCAUAUGGAAUUGCUGAGCUGGGAGUGAUGAUGAUGACAACAAUUUUAGUAACUAUUGUCAUGCUCCUUAUAUGGCAGAUAAACAUCAUUAUUGUUCUCAGUUUCUUUGUUAUUCUCUUAGGGAUGGAAUUGACUUUUCUAUCAUCAGUUUUAGCACUUGUUGGGGAUGGAAGUUGGGUUAUAUUGGUUUUUGCUGCAAUUAUGUUUCUUAUAAUGUACAUAUGGAAUUAUGGGAGCAAGCUAAAGUAUGAAACCGAAGUUAAGCAAAAGAUGUCUAUGGAUUUAAUGCGGGAAUUAGGACCUAACCUUGGGACAAUCAGAGCCCCAGGCAUAGGCUUGCUUUAUAAUGAGCUCGUGAAGGGAAUACCAGCAAUCUUUGGCCAUUUUUUGACUACUCUCCCAGCAAUCCACUCCAUGAUCAUAUUUGUCUGUAUAAAGUAUGUUCCUGUUCCAGUAGUGCCUCAAAGUGAAAGGUUCCUUUUCCGGCGAGUCUGCCCGAAAAACUUCCACAUUUUUCGCUGUAUUGCCAGGUAUGGCUACAAGGAUGUUCGCAAAGAAAAUCACCAGACCUUUGAACAGCUUCUAAUUGAGAGCCUUGAGAAGUUCAUCCGGCGAGAAACUCAGGAGAGGUCAUUGGAGAGUGACGGGGAUGAUGAUACAGACUCUGAGGAUGAGUCCUCCAGCACAAGGCUUCUGAUAGCUCCAAAUGGAAGUGUUUACUCACUCGGUGUGCCUCUUCUGGCCGACUACAAGGAUACAAGUAAGGCAAGUACCUCUGAAGAGGUGAAGGAAGUAGAAGAGUCUUCUUAUAUGUCUGAUGCAGAACAGAGCCUCGAAAGGGAGCUGUCUUUUAUUCGCAAGGCUAAAGAGUGUGGGGUUGUUUAUCUUCUCGGUCAUGGAGAUAUUAGAGCAAGGAAAGAUUCCUGGUUUAUAAAAAAGUUGGUCAUAAACUACUUCUAUGCUUUUCUGAGAAAGAACUGCAGAAGAGGGAUUGCAAAUCUGAGCGUUCCUCACUCGCAUCUCAUGCAGGUCGGCAUGACUUAUAUGGUCUGAUUGAUUUUUUUUGACACCAAAAUACGGUGAGUAUUGAUUAUUUUUGACACCAUCACAUUUUGGCUGCAUACAACUGCUGGUGAUUUGUUCACGCUUGGGAAUGUCAACUCUUUUAACGCGAGAUGCAAGUGCAAGUUAAAACAUGCUUGCGCGACACUGUACCCAUUCAGAGACGCCAACUGGUGAAAACUUGAUUCAUAAAUCAAGAUGUCAUGUCAUGGUCAUGGGUUGCCUUUUGAUAUAUGUUGAUUUUGUUAUUGUUAUAGAUGCACAAAUGUUAUCAACCCUUGUAAUUAACAUGUGAUUUAUCAAGGAAAAAUUCCACUUCAAAGUGUAUUACUGAAGGAAACAAAUGUACUUUCUACAUAUACAACGUCUCCAUUGAUGUCCUUUGCUUUUAGCUUCAA